AUGUCCGACCAUGACGUUCAUCCAAACGAAUACAACAAACUACGAAGUAAUUACAAAUACUAUAUCGAUUCAUAUCUUGCAUUGUAUCAGCUAAAAACGGAAAAAGAAGAAGAAUUAAAGUCAAUUUACAAAAUGAUCAAAACAGAAUUGAUUGAUUCAAAGAAUUGCCUCCCCACAAAUGCUAUUAGAAACAUUUUAGAUAUCAUUCCAUAUAAUAAUCGCUAUACAAAGUCAUAUUUAUUUCUUGCCAAACUCAUUUCUGAUGAUUACCAUGUCACAGAGGUCAAAAGUAUUGAACCUAUUUCAAACUUACUGUUUUAUAAAGAAUAUGGAAUUAAAUUAGACAAAUCUGCCGAUUUUAAAGAAGUUAAUUCCGAAAAACUCGAAAUUCAUACAGAAAAUUCAAUUUACAGAGCAAUUAUGUAUAAUGACUUAGAAACAUUCAUUGCAUUCACUGAAAGAGAUGGAUUUGAUAAAAAUCAAAAACUUAAAUGCGAUUUAUAUCCAUUUUCUUACGUAGGAUAUUCAUUACUUGAAUUAUGUUGUUACCAUGGAGCAGUUGAUUGCUUCAAGUUUUUAAGAACGAAAUUCAGCUCAAAAAUAACUGAUACAUGUCUCGGAUUUUCAUUUUUAGGAAGAAACAAAGAGAUCAUGAGUAAAUGUUUGAAAUAUCAAAAACCAAAUUAUAAAUGCAUGGAAUAUGCAAUUAUUUCACACAACAUUGAUUUUGUUACAUUCUUAAUGAAUGAGUACAAUAUAGAGAUUGAUUUAGAUUAUUGUGGAACUUAUAAUAAUCUUGAAUCAUUUUUAGUUUAUUUCGAUCAAACUAAUGAUAUAAAAAAUUGUUUCAUUUAUUCAGUGAAUUUAAAUAUUCCAUCCUUUUUGGAAUACUUCCUUUCACUUGGUGCGAAUAUCAAUGAAAAAGUUGAACAGGGAAUAACCGCACUUCAUAUUGCAGCAAUGAAAAAUAAAAAAGAAACUGCUGAAGUUCUUAUUUUACAUGGUGCGAACAUCAAUGAAAAAGAUAAAUAUGGAGAAACAGCACUUCAUAUUGCAGCAAAAUAUAAUUAUAAAGAAAUUGCUGCAUUUCUUAUUUCACUUGGUGCGAAUAUCAAUGAAAAAGAUGAAUAUGGAGAAACAGCACUUCAUAUUGCAGCAAUGAAAAAUAAAAAAAGAAACUGCUGA
Messenger RNA from Trichomonas vaginalis G3, 1185 nucleotides. RefSeq names its product protein kinase protein. Bases 1 to 1185 code for a protein of 394 amino acids. The transcript has a single exon. The record is from RefSeq and is a predicted model, not a curated record. Gene Ontology annotation, molecular function: protein binding. NCBI's taxonomy places the organism in Eukaryota, Parabasalia, Trichomonadida, Trichomonadidae.